UACUGUAAUGCUCUCCUGGAAAUCCUGAGCUGCCUGCUGACCGGACUUGGACUGAGUUGAGUUGCCUGCUGUAAAACUACAGAUGAGAAGCUCAGUAUUGUGUCCUCUUGCGCAGCCUCCUUGCUGGCAGCUCUUCUGAUGGAUAGAACCAGGACUCGGCAGUUCUCUUGAAAAGUGAGUUUUGUUCAGCUGGGGAAAUAAUUCCCCUGCAUCUUAAUAGCAUCUGCCAUGGACUCUUCGGUGAUCCUGCUGGAGAAGCAAGUCAGCAACGGGGGCCCCUACAGCUCUGAGCAGCCUGUGGAGAUGGAGGCCAAAUUGGAGCGGCCAGCAGAAGGAGAUGGCCUUCAUGUGACUAGUGUAAAUGACAGCAAAAUGCCAGCUGAAGGGGAAUGCCUUGUUCCAAACAGCAGCGAGGUGCCAUGUGCGAAUGGACCAGCAUCUCACUACCCUGUCUCUUCUGACCCCAACGGCAGCCCAUGUGGGGAAGUACCAGCUGCAGGUGUGCCCGGUUUCCAUGACAACCUAAAGUCGUCUCAGGGAGCUAGUGCUGAGGGCAUAGUGCUUAGGAAGGAAGCGUUGCAGUCCCUCAAACUAAGCCUCCCCAUGCAAGAAACUAAAUUGUGUUCAGCCGAUUCUUCUCUCCCUUUAGAGAAGGAAGAACAGAUCAGACUUCAGGCAAGAAGGCGCCUUGAAGAACAGCUCAAACAGUAUCGUGUAAAAAGGCACCAGGAGAGACAGUCUACAGCUAAAAGCCGCAACUCCAGUACCCUCGAUCCUGAGCUGAUGUUACAUCCAGAGACUUUGCCGAGGGCCAGCACUGUGUCUAUGACAAAAGAAUACUCAUUUUUGCGAACCAGCGUCCCGCGGGGACCAAAACUGGGAAGCCUGGGGCUUCCGACACAAUCAAAAGAAAGGAAAAGUUCUAAAUCUAACAGGUCAAGUAGGAUCCGGUCUCUGGCAGACUAUAGAACUGAAGACGCAGAGCGGCAUGUUCCACUUGAUUCACCAAGUGGCUCUCUGAAGCAGAAUCGAAGCAGCGUGACAUCUGUUGUGUCUGAGAUCAGGCUAACCCCUGAUCCGGAUGACCGGCUGGAGAAUUCCUCGCUGGCCGGAGACAGCAUCUCUGAUAUUGACGGAAGUGAAGUAGGAUUGAGGCUGGACGGCAAUGAGAGCGACAGUUCUACGUACAGUAGUUUAUCGGGAAGGGGGCCCUAUGGCACUUUGCUCAAUUCUGAAAGCAGGCAGGGCACUUCGCUGACUGUAAAUGGCCAGGAGGUCCCUUUGGAUGCAGUUGGACAGUUUCCUUCCAUCAGGGAAGUAUUGCAGGCUGCUGCUGCGACAGAGCACCAUCCCGACGAUCAGGAAGUCAAUGGGGAAGUGAGAAGCAGGAGGGACAGCAUUUCCAGCAGUAUAUCGAUGGAGAGUUCUAUCGCUGGCACGCAUGACGAAAUGUUGCAGGUCCUCAAAGAGAAGAUGCGUCUCGAAGGGCAGCUUGAAGCGCUGUCAUUGGAAGCCAAUGAGGCUCUCAAAGAAAAGACGGAACUGCAAACCCAGCUUGCUGCUUUGAACAUGAAGCUUCAGUCCCAGAUGGAGCACAGUCAGAGCAGCCAGCGGAAGCAAGACUCGCUGAACUCGGAGGUGGCCACUCUGAAGCAGUCUUGUUGGGACCUGGAAAGAGCCAUGGCGGAACUUCAGGCUGCCUUGGAGGCCAAGAACGCCAGCCUGGCUGCCUCCAACAACGACCUGCAGGUGGCAGAAGAGCAGUACCAAAGACUGAUGGGGAAGGUGGAAGACAUGCAGAAGAGUGUCCUCAGCAAGGAUAGCACAGUUCAUGAUCUCCGACAGCAGCUUUCUUCAUUGCAAAGUCAGCUCCAGCAGGUGCAACUGGACCGCACCACGUUGACCAAUAAGCUGAAGUCGUCUCAAACAGAGAUUGCGUCACUGCAGAAAGUGCGGCACUGGUACCAGCAGCAGCUGGUUGUGGCCCAGGAGGCAAGGGUUAGGCUGCAGAGUGAGAUGGCAAACAUACAGGCUGGUCAAAUGACCCAGGUGGGCAUGUUGGAACAUCUCAAGUUGGAGAACGUAACACUCUCUCAUCAGUUAACGGAGACUCAGCACAGGUCCAUCAAAGAGAAGGAGCGUAUAGCUACGCAGUUGCAAAAUAUUGAGGCUGACAUGUUAGACCAGGAGGCAGCCUUCUUGCAGAUCCAAGAGGCUAAGACCAUGGUGGAAGAGGACUUGCAAAGAAAACUGGAGGAGUUUGAGGAUGAGAAGGAGCAGCUUCAGAAAAUGGCGGAUUCUGCAGCAACAUUGGAGCAAGAGCUAGAGCAGCUGAAAUUGACAUUGCAUCAACGAGAUCUUCAGGUCGAGGCUUUGCAGCAGGAGCAGCUGGAGCUCAUGAAGCAGCUGACUUCCACCCAGGAGACUCUACAGACCCGAGAGCAGUCACUGGGCGACCUCCAGACACGUUAUGAUGAGCUGGAGGCCAGGCUGACGGAGUUGCAGGGGGAAGCCACCUCAAAAAACGAUGCUAUCCAAUAUUUGCAGAAUGAGAAGAUUGUCCUAGAGGUGGCUCUGCAGGUAGCAAAAGCCGGCAAAGAAGGGCUCAAGGAAGGAGUCCAACAUUUAGGAGAGAGCACUGAGGCGGCAUCAGAUGUUCUGGAGCAGCUGAGACAAGAAAUAGUUGUAAAGUCAAGCCAGGUAGAAAAUCUCCAGCUUGAGAGUGCCAGUCUCAAGAAGCAAACCCAGAAGGUCAAGGAGCAGUUCCUUCAGCAAAAGGUGAUGGUGGAAGCUUACCGGAGAGAUGCAAAUUCAAAGGAUCAGCUGAUCAGUGAACUGAAGUCCACCAAGAAGAGGCUGGACUCUGAAGUGAAAGAGUUAAGGCGGGAGCUGCUGCAGCUUCAGGGUGAAAAGAAAUCCGUGGAGGUUGAGAACUCGAGGUUGGGGAAGGAAGUGUCUCGAGUUCAGCAGCAGAUGGAGGAAUUGGAAAGCCAGUUGCAAGCAGUCCAAAGAGAGCGAGAUGACAUGGAGAGAGAGUUGCAGACUUUGCAGUUUGACAGAGAGCAGAUGUCUGCUCUAGCUGAAAUGAAUGAAGUAUUAAAACAGCAGGUUGAUGAAAUGCAGCAGGAAACCAAAAUGGCCUUUACUGAACAGAAGCAAAAAAUGAAACGACUGGGCUCAGAUUUGAGCACAGCACAGAAGGAGAUGAAAGCAAAACACAAAGCUUACGAGAAUGCAGUUGGGAUCCUCAGUCGCCGGCUACAGGAAGCCCUCUCAGCAAAAGAAUCGUCUGAAGCAGAGCUGGCCAAGUUGAAGGCACAAAUCUCUGACAGUGAAAACAGCCACGCUGGCCUAGAAAGGAUUCAGGCUCUGGAGACAGAACUGGAGGUUCUCGGCCACAGUAAGAUGGUUCUAGAAAAGGAACUGCAAGAAGUGAUCUCACUCACCAGCCAGGAACUGGAGGAGUACAGAGAGAAAGUCCUUGAACUUGAGGACGAGCUUCAGGAAGCCAGGGGCUUCCGGAAAAAGAUAAAGCGACUGGAAGAGAUGAACAAGAAGCUCUCCCUUGAGCUAGAGCAUGAACGCGGGAAGCUCACUGGUCUCGGCCAGUCCAACGCAGCUCUGCGGGAACACAACCGCAUCCUCGAAGCAGCACUAGCAAAGAGAGAGGCGGACCUGGUGCAGCUGAAUCUUCAGGUCCAGGCAGUUCUGAAGCGCAAAGAGGAGGAAGACCAGCAAAUGAAGCAACUAAUCCAAGCCUUGAAGAUGGCCUUGGAAAAGGAGAAGACAAAGGUCAACAGCCUUAAAGAACAGGUUGCAACAGUCAAAGUUGAGGCAGCGCAUAAUCGCCGUCAUUAUAAAGCAGCUGCCCUUGAACUUGGUGAGGUGAAACGAGAGCUGCAGGCCAAAGAAGUCCUCAUCCGGGCCCUUCAGGCUGAAGUGGACAAACUGCAAGUUGAAGAUGGGAAGCAUUCGGCAGAAGUAUCCCAGUUCCAGGAAGAGCUGGCAGAAGCUCGCUCCCAGCUUCAGCUCCUCCAGAAGCAGCUGGAUGAGCAACUUAGCAAGCAGCCUGCAGAAAACCAAGAGGUUGAAGAUCUCAAGUGGGAAGUGGAGCAGAAGGAGAGAGAAAUCCAAGCCCUGAAGCAGCAGUUGGACUUGACUGAGCAACGCAACCAGAAGGAGCUGGAAGGAGUACAAGCUGUUUUACAGAAUAUCAAGACAGAGUUGGAGAUGGUUCGGGAUGAUUUGUCCUUAACCCAAAAAGAUAAAAUCAUGCUUCAGGCAAAAGUGACUGAACUCAAGAAUGGCAUGAAGACUCUACUACAGCAGAACCAGCAACUGAAGCUGGACUUGAAGCAUGGAAAGAUGAAAAAGAGAAAAACACUGAAGGGAGAGUCAAAUCCUUCAAACCCGGUGACUCCAGUGAAGAUCCCUGACUGCCCCGUCCCUGCAGCUUUGCUGGAAGAGCUGCUGAAACCUUCAGCAGCUGUGAAUAAAGAGCCUUUGAAAAACCUCAACAGCUGCCUCCAGCAACUCAAGCAGGAGAUGGACAGCCUUCAGCGUCAGAUGGAAGAGCAUACGAUAACAGUCCAUGAAUCGAUGUCUUCAUGGACCCAGAUAGAAGGGCAACUAACGGACUUUACACCUAACUUUGCUGCAACUACGACGGGCAACCAGAGCCUCUCCGUUGUAGACCUAAAGGAUAAUAACCUAAGUGCUGGGGGAAACGAAGAGCUGAUGCAGUGACUUCGUCACCUGUUGCUUCACUUCACAGCUGUUUGAAAGACACACCCCUGAUUGAUAGAGACGACCAGUUCUUGGUGGCCAUGAAUCUCAAAACCACCGACUCUGAAGUAGUUCCAUUGCAUCAAUUGGGACUACUUCAAAGGAAAUAGAUUGAGGUUCCACAACCAAAGGCCAGUGGAGAGCUUUGAUUUCACUUUGGCAGAUGCAUUUUGCACCUUUUUGUUGUUGUUCCAGUCUUUUGAAGACUUCUCCAGUGCAGGGUGUAUAUAAAUACUUCAACUCUGUUCUUGUCCUGGAGUAUCUGUUUUUAAGUGGACUUACUCUGUAGGUUACAAAUCACCAGGGGUUGGGUUUUAUUUUUGCUUUGUUAAUCUUUUGCAUCUUAUAUUUUGGUUGGAAA
Lacerta agilis (Sand lizard) is the source of this 5146-nucleotide messenger RNA. It is a transcript of the gene GOLGA3, whose product is annotated as golgin A3. The transcript is spliced from 24 exons. The record is from RefSeq and is a predicted model, not a curated record. The coding region runs from base 229 to 4746 and encodes 1505 amino acids. Lineage: Eukaryota; Metazoa; Chordata; Lepidosauria; Squamata; Lacertidae.